Messenger RNA from Daphnia carinata, 1390 nucleotides. It is a transcript of the gene Hsdl2, whose product is annotated as hydroxysteroid dehydrogenase-like protein 2. The transcript has 7 exons. The record is from RefSeq and is a predicted model, not a curated record. Lineage: Eukaryota; Metazoa; Arthropoda; Branchiopoda; Diplostraca; Daphniidae. Bases 134 to 1387 code for a protein of 417 amino acids. Gene Ontology annotation, cellular component: mitochondrion.
ACAUUUGUUUUCCUGUAAAACCUAGCGGAGAAUUGACACAUUUCUCCGUUUUACCAAUGGUUAUUCUAUAUCUGUUGAUUUAAUCAGGUUUCUUCAUUUUCUGUUUGCCUCUCUUCAGAUACGUUAUUCCAAAAUGCUGAAUACUGGUAAACUUGCCGGUCGUACCAUUUUCAUCACUGGUGCUAGUCGUGGAAUCGGUAAGGCUAUCGCCUUGAAAGCAGCAAAAGAUGGAGCCAACGUCGUCAUUGCUGCUAAAACGGCAGAACCUCAUCCAAAAUUGCCCGGAACUAUCUACUCUGCAGCUAAAGAGAUUGAAGCUGUUGGAGGUAGAUGCCUUCCAUGCAUUGUGGAUGUAAGAGAUGAAGCUCAAAUUCAAGCAGCUGUUGAAGCUGCUGUGAAGGAGUUUGGUGGAAUUGACAUUUUGGUAAACAACGCUUCAGCAAUUUCCCUCACAGGUACACUGGAGACACCAAUGAAGAAGUAUGACCUCAUGCACCAUGUCAAUACAAGAGGCACAUACCUAACGUCCAAACUAUGUCUGCCCUACUUGAAGGUAGGGAAGAACCCACACAUCCUAAACCUAAGUCCUCCUUUGAAUAUGAAUCCAGUCUGGUUCCAAAACCAUGUGGCUUACACUAUGGCAAAAUAUGGCAUGUCAAUGUGUGUGCUGGGUAUGGCAGAGGAAUUCCGGUCAGAUGGAAUUGCAGUCAAUGCCCUUUGGCCCAGAACUGGAAUCACAACUGCUGCUAUGGACAUGUUGGGCAAGCUGAUGGGUGGUGAAGACACAGUCAACCAGCUUAGGUUCCCAGAGAUCAUGGCUGACGCCGCCUACGUCAUCCUCACUAGAGAUUCAAAGAAUUUCACACGCAACUUUUGCAUCGAUGAAGAUAUUCUCAGGGAAGUGGGCGUGACGGAUUUUGACGUCUACGCCGUUAAACCUGGAACACCACUGAUGCCUGACUUUUUCCUUGACGAAUUCCUCGAUGACUUCGCGAAGAAAUCGAGUCCGAAAACGGGAGCUGGAGUGAAACAAGAGGCUUCGGCAGCCGCUGGCCAAGUAGAUCAAUUGUUCAAGACUAUCAUGGCCGUUACAAACGAAGAAAUCGUCAAAAAAACCAAUGCCGUCUUCGCGUUCGAAGUCAAGGGCGCGGAAGAGGGCCGCUGGUACCUCGACCUGAAAAACGGUUCAGGUUCGGCCGGGAAAGGAGAAUCGCCAUCGCCGGCGGAUGCCACUUUGAUAAUGGACAGCCAAGAUUUCGUCAAAAUGUUCCAAGGUAAACUGAAAGCAACGGCCGCCUUCAUGACCGGCAAGCUGAAGAUUAAGGGAGAUAUGGGCAAGGCCAUGAAAUUGGAAAAGUUGAUGGGUUCCCUGCAGUCCAAGCUUUGAAAG